Epinephelus lanceolatus (giant grouper) is the source of this 2308-nucleotide messenger RNA. RefSeq names its product putative methyltransferase-like protein 24. The record is from RefSeq and is a predicted model, not a curated record. Lineage: Eukaryota; Metazoa; Chordata; Actinopteri; Perciformes; Serranidae.
AACAGGGACUUUCCUCACUUGCCCUCCUGAAGAAGCUGAAUCACAGGGCACUGUGCCGGAGAUGUUCCCCGGUGUCGCCACGGUGGAGGUAUGCGGACCUGUGCGCUGUGGUGGGGCCGCGGUGGGCUCCCCCUCCGCUCGGUGAUACUACUCCUUCUAGUCCCUCCGUUUCUCCUCGCGCUCCAGCUCCUCGUUGUCGGGCCACGGUUACCUCGAGUUGCAAGGGCAGGGGUGGAAGAGCAGGAGGUGGCUUAUUCCGUGAUCAGCAUCGAACCGGAGAGGAACUCACGCCAACGGGGAUCCCCGUCCUGGCGUCCGGGUCUGGAGGAGGAGGAGGAGGUAGAGGUGGAAGAUGGAGACAGAGGGGAGGGGGCACGAGCGUAUGAGGAUGAGAACGAGAUGCUCUCGCGCCAGAUGGGACCCAGAACACUGGAGGUGCAGCCGUGGGCGAUAGACGAGCCGUCCUUCACAGCAGAACUCAAGCGUAUCAUCACGUAUAUAACCAGGCUACAGCUGAACUGCUCCAGGGUUUUGUGUCCAGGUCAGGCUCAGGCAUCACAGCCCCCCGCAGAUUCACCUCGCUGGCUGCUGUGUGCCGAGGACUGGCUCCUUCCAGCUGCAGAGAGACCGUGUGUUGCGUACUCCUUUAGCAUGGAUGGGGGAGAUGCAGACUUUCUAACGACUGUGUCAGCGCUGGGAUGUGAAGUCCACACUUUUGAUCCCAGCAACUCUAAUGCAUCUGGUGGUCACCUUGGCAACAGUUUGGCCAGUAACCAUGGCGACGGAGGCGUGGUCAGCCAGCACAAGAUGUGGCUGGACUGGCGAGCUCCAAGGAAGCGCAGGCAGAAGACAAGAGGCAACCAGGGGAGUGUUUCUCAAACACUGGCAGACAUCAUGGCUGCUCUGGGACAUCACACAGUUCACUUCCUGUAUGCUGACCUGCACAGCGCCGAGUGGCGAGUUUUCCAGAACUGGAUUGAGUUGGGAACUCUGCAGAACGUCCAUCAUCUGAUCACCACAGUGCACCUGCAGUGGGCAGGAUUUGAGGUGGGCGGAACCAAUGAAGAAGUCCUCCGCUAUUGGUUCAGCGUCCUACAGGGUCUCCAAGCGUCUGGGCUCAAGCUGAUCCACAGCUCUGCAGGAGAGGGUCGCAGUGUUCUCAAACAGACAGUAGCAAACGGCCACAGCUCCUACACACUCAGCUGGACCAACACGAGACGAUGACACUCGCACAUGAAUGAGCUCAGGUGCACACACAUGACCAGACACUGUGGAUGGCAUCAGAAAAGAAGGAGAACCUUAAAAUAGUUGGUUGUGUUGGACUUUUCUUACAGUAAACUUUUUUUCCCUGCCAUUUCAGGCAAACAGUUCUUUGGAUGACAUCUCCCUCUAGUGGAGAUGAAAGGAACUUCAGCUGCACCCUCAGUGGAAAUACUGUCUGUCUGCAGCUUAUACUGGAUAAUUUGUCAAGAUAUGGAGCAGAGAGUGGGCAGCAGAUAUAUGUAAAUUGCAGCAACUUAUAGAAUAUGCCUAAAAGCUGUCUGGCAGCUACCAACACAUUUUCAUUUAUUUUCCUUUUUUUUAGUUGAACCACAGUGCCUUUAUCUGUAUGAUACCAUUACAUACAGUGCAACCCCUUUUGCAAUAAUUGGACCCAGCUGAAUAGACUCAACACAUCAUGUUGGUUCAGCAGAUUAUUUCAUGUAUUAGUGCACAUCUCUGUAGGCCUUACAAUACUUUAUUUGCAAUAAUUCUUUACACUGAAGAAACACUUUAAUUAUAUUGAGACUAUUAGUGUGAAUAAUAUGAAAUUUAAGCAUUUUUGCACUCUGCCGUUUCCAAAGAAGAAAACAAUGAAGCCGUGUUAUAGAAGUGAAUAAAUACCACAGUAAAAUACCAAAUAAAACCAGUUACAUUCCUCAGUUUUUGGUUGUAUAUAUAACACAUUUAUAUUGGUGGCAUCUGGCAGAAACAAAGUCCUACACUGUCUUUGAUAUGUCAAUAAUUUAAAAAUGGUGUGAGAUCAAUGUUGAAUGAAAGAAGAGCUAAUUAUUGUCCCUUUUCCACUCACAUGCAAACUAAGCCAAAUCAUGCUUUGAUGUAGUGAUGGACAUUUACAGUUGCAUGAAUUUAUUUAGAAGUUUCUGCAUUAACUCAGGUUUAUUCUGUCUUAUAGGAGAAGAAAACUCACAGGCGGGGGUGUAUAUUAGAUGCCAUCUUAAUAUAAUUGUGGUAUGUGUGAUUCCUAGGAUGAUCUUGAAUCACGCAUAUGUGUAUUUCCAAUAAAUUUUCAGUGUUUUAAUUAAAU